AUGAGGGCUGCACUCUCGCUGAUGGUGUUGCUGUUCUGGAUGUCUGGACUUCAGGCACAGAGCACCCAGACUGAGGUCCAGACAGGAGGGCAGACCACUGGGAUGAUGGCGGUUGCUGAAGUUUGCACCCAGCAGGACUUCUCUGCUGAACUCAAGGAACUCAGAGAUAUGGUGGUGGAGCUGAGAAUCCAAAAUGCUGUGCAAGAGUCAGAGCUGACUACAUUGAAGACCAGGCUGGCAGCUAGUGAAACUGAAGUCAUAAGUCUGAGGAAGGACACCGCCUCAGUUGCUGAGAGACUGGUUGCCACUGAGACCGACAUGGAGCAUAUGAAGAAAGACACUGCCGCACAACUUACAGACAUGACAGCAGGGCUGAUAUACCUCACCAAGGAACAUGCCACACUAGAGACCAGACUCGUGGCCAGUGAGACUGGGGUAGACAAUCUGGAGAGAGAGAUUAAAGAUGUACCCAAGGUAGCAUUCUCAGCAGGUUUGACAGACUCAGGAUUGAUACAGUCCGGAAGUAUGGACUUGAACUUGGUUUUCAGUAAAGUCAUUACGAAUGUUGGGCAGGCUUAUAGCAGCACUUCAGGUUUCUUCACCGCUCCAGUCAAGGGGGUUUAUUACUUCAGAUUCACUGUUAUGGAUAAUCUGACCUCACGCUGGAUGGCUAUCCGCUUGUAUAAAAAUGGACAACAGGUCAUGUAUGUGAGUCAGCACUCUGGUAGUGGAAAUAACAACUAUCUGUCUAGUGGUGUUACUCUACAACUGGAGAUGAGCGAUGAAGUUAACUUGAGAAUUGCUGCAAACUACUAUCUUUACAGCAAUUUCAAUCAUCAUAGCACCUUCAGUGGCUUCCUGCUCUUCCCUCUAUGA
This is a messenger RNA of Engraulis encrasicolus (European anchovy), 876 nucleotides long. RefSeq names its product collagen alpha-1(X) chain-like. Bases 1 to 876 code for a protein of 291 amino acids. The record is from RefSeq and is a predicted model, not a curated record. NCBI's taxonomy places the organism in Eukaryota, Metazoa, Chordata, Actinopteri, Clupeiformes, Engraulidae. Gene Ontology annotation, molecular function: protein binding. The transcript has a single exon.